Molecule: messenger RNA, 1184 nt
Organism: Branchiostoma belcheri (Belcher's lancelet)
Lineage: Eukaryota; Metazoa; Chordata; Leptocardii; Amphioxiformes; Branchiostomatidae
Product: E3 ubiquitin-protein ligase CHIP-like
Exons: 7
Coding region: 120-953 (277 amino acids)
Biological process (GO): protein polyubiquitination; proteasome-mediated ubiquitin-dependent protein catabolic process; protein quality control for misfolded or incompletely synthesized proteins
Cellular component (GO): Z disc; cytoplasm
Molecular function (GO): protein-folding chaperone binding; ubiquitin protein ligase activity
Source: RefSeq, a predicted model, not a curated record
GGUCAGAAUUAAACUCCGACCCGGAACCUUUUGCCCGAGAUGAGUUGUUUUUACCGUGGAAGGUUCUAGUAGUUUCCUACCCUUCUCUGGUCCAAAAUUAACAACAUUUAGGAUUAGAAAUGAGUGCGACGGAGCUUAAGGACCAAGGGAAUCGAUUCUUCAGUGCCAGAAGAUAUGACGAUGCUAUAAAAUGUUACACAAAGGCGAUCAUCAAGAACCAGUCGGUAGCGACGUACUUCACGAACCGCGCCCUGUGCUACCUGAAGCUUCAGCAGUGGGAGUUGGCCGCGCAGGACUGCCGACGGGCGCUCGAGCUGGACAACAGGUCGGUCAAGGGGCACUUCUUCCUGGGGCAGUGUCUCAUGGAACAGGACGCACACGACGAGGCUAUCAAAAGCUUCCAGAGAGCUCAUGAGCUAGCUAAGGAACAGAAGCUGAACUACGGGGAUGACAUCGCCAGCGCGUUGAGGAUGGCCAGAAAAAAACGCUGGAGUGUCCAGGAGGAGAAGAGAAUAGAGCAGGAGAUCGAGUUACAGUCCUAUCUCAACAAACUACUCAUAGCUGCAAAGGAAAAGGAAGUAGCAGAAGUUAUGGAAGAAGGCAGUGACAAUGACAAAUGUCUUGAUGAAAUAAAAAGAAUAGAAGAAACACAUGACCAUUAUAUGGCCGAACUGAACACAUUAUUCUCACAAGUGGAUGAAAGACGAAGGACGAGAGCCGUCCCCGACUUUCUAUGUUGUCAGAUUAGCUUUGAACUGAUGAGAGAUCCUGUAAUAACGCCAAGUGGUAUCACGUACGAUCGCAAAGACAUCGAGGAACACCUACAGCGGGUCGGCCAUUUUGACCCCGUAACUAGGCAACAACUGACCAAGGAUCAGCUGAUCCCUAACCUAGCCAUGAAAGAGGUCAUCGACCAUUUUGUCAAGGAUAACCAGUGGGUGGACGACUACUAACUUCAACAGCCGGAAAUAUAAUCUACAGGGGGUAGAUAACCACUAACUUCAACAGCACAAAUCUAGCAGCUUCCAGUACCAGGCAAAGAUAUUUGGUAACGACUAGUAUAAACUGUUAUGAUGGAACUAAGAGGCAAUAGCACUUUGCAUGCCUAAAAAACUGAAUUCUGGUUAAAAUAACGUAAUAGAAAGUUGUAGUAUCAUGAUCAUCAGCACAUUUGAAACUUUCUC